AACGUAUCAGGCGACGCGUCUAACAACUGACUCGCCGAGUCUGCAACUAAUACAAGCUCGGGGUCUAGCAGCGCAUCUAAGUCCGGCGUGGGGAUGCGUGGCAGGGCACGCAUCCCGUGGGCUGGGGAGGGUCGACGGAAUUGUUUGGCUGGGAAUGACGUGUAUCGUCCUUGGGUAUCUCUAGUGCGACGGAGGAGCACAGAAGACACGCCAUACAAUUGACAUGACGGAUACUCAGGCAUCUCUCCAUCAGGACCAUCACCGCCUAUAUCUAUGGAUGUCCAAUCCAUACGCCGAUGGUUGGCCGAGGUGCCAAAUGGAUCGCUACAUGAUCGCGUGAAGGCCUCUGCCAGUGAUCAAGAGCUGCGUGGUUGGACGGACGUGGUAUGGCCCGAGGCUGAAGUAGCCUCGUCUUCGUUUCCGACUUCCCUACGAUCCAAACCGUCGACACAGCAAGAGGCGGACCUGUCACCGGCGUCACGCUGUUCCCGGCGAUGGGUACCACCGUCCACGACGUGUGAGGUGCCGGCUCGUCCGUCCGUCGCUCGAUGCCUCGGUCGAUCCGCCGUCACAAGCUCCAGCGAGGUAUUUAGGCCGAUGCAAGUUGCGUCCAGCCCGCGCGCCAUUCACAGGAUACCCCCCGUCAUGCUGCCAGUGUCCUUCACGAAGUUCCUCACCGGCGCAGUUCGUGUUGCCAUGGUCAUAUUAGUAUUGUUGGGAAUACAUACUAUACGACUCCAACAAGAGAUCAUCAUGAAGCUCAAGUUACUCGAGCUAACCGCGCCACCAAUCGUACAUAUGAACAUCUCGCUCGCAAUCCCUCACGGAAUACUCGUACCGCCGGGUACGACCAUCAAAUUCCUCGCAUACACCCUCUCCAACACCACCGUACAUCUUGUACCCGAGUUCGCUACUAGUACGCCGCCCAUAGUCGCGGUGCCGCUGGAAUCUCGUACCGAAGGUCGCGCGUCGGUCGCGCGGCUGACCGGCACCGAUGCUAUGCAGGACCCUGUAGUGGCAUCCUGUGUCGUAUUCCUGCUGUUCCUUAUCGGAGCGGAGCUGAGCAGGCUGUGCAACGUGCGGAUCCGCAGGUUUCUUGGUAUACCUGUACCCGACGAAGAAACUCGACUCGGUCACGAUCGCUGCCGUGACCCCGCGAAACGCCGCAAGCAGCUCGAAGCGGAGGUGGAACGAAUUCGCAGCAGGGUGAGACUGUUGCAAGAGUUGAGUCGCCCAGUAUCAUGAGUCGCGCGUUUUUCUUCGAGUCGGACCGUCUCCUAUCGAUAUGUUUCGUCUAGCAUAGUUGUGUGUUUGUAUUUCGUGGCACCAAGCAUGAUGAAGGGUCCCAUCUCCCGUA
Molecule: messenger RNA, 1357 nt
Organism: Fomitopsis serialis
Lineage: Eukaryota; Fungi; Basidiomycota; Agaricomycetes; Polyporales; Fomitopsidaceae
Exons: 4
Coding region: 274-1245 (323 amino acids)
Source: RefSeq, a predicted model, not a curated record